Messenger RNA from Caenorhabditis remanei, 1995 nucleotides. RefSeq lists its product as uncharacterized. The transcript has 9 exons. The coding region runs from base 1 to 1995 and encodes 664 amino acids. NCBI's taxonomy places the organism in Eukaryota, Metazoa, Nematoda, Chromadorea, Rhabditida, Rhabditidae. Gene Ontology annotation, cellular component: Golgi apparatus. The record is from RefSeq and is a predicted model, not a curated record.
AUGCUGAGCGUUGGCGGUGGUCGUUCGGCGGUAUGUCGUGCCGUGAUAGCCACUUCCAUCGUCUGGUUACUCAUUGACGUCGUCAUUUUAUUCUAUUAUUUGGAUCCGUCGUCGACGUCGCAACAAGAUGAUAAUAGAAUUCUGACACGUGGCCAACGACGGAUAGACGGCGCCGACGCGUUGCAUCUGGCAGCGCCACGUCAUGAAUCGAAUGUCGAUGCGAUUAGAAAUAAACCAGAGAAAGCGGUGGAACAGGUGUUCCCAGUGGAUAAAGAGACGGCCAAUCAGUUGAGAAAAUUGAUGGAGACGCAAGCAUUCGGACCGGGAUAUUAUGGCCAAGGAGGUACUGGAGUGACAGUACCUGAAGACAAAAAAGAUAUCAAAGAGAAGAGAUUCCUUGAGAAUCAAUUCAAUGUCGUCGCAUCCGAAAUGAUCUCAAUCAAUCGAACUCUUCCCGACUAUCGAUCAGAAGCGUGUCGAACCACUGGUAACUCGUUGAAAACCGAGGGAUUGCCGACGACUUCAAUCAUUAUUGUAUUCCAUAAUGAGGCAUGGACGACACUUCUCCGAACACUUCACUCAGUUAUCAAUCGAUCGCCACGUCAUUUGUUGGAAGAGAUUAUACUGGUGGAUGACAAAUCGGAUAGAGAUUAUUUGGUCAAGCCCUUGGAUGCGUAUAUUAAGAAGUUCCCGCCAACGAUCUUCAGCAGAUGUCAUUUCCCUAUGCAUCUCACAGCUUCCACACGAAAUCUACCAUUCGAAAUCGUUGAACACGAGUACCUCGAUCCAUCUUCACUCGGUGCUGCUGCUGCUGGUUCUUCAACGGUGUCUUCCUUCCGGGUGCCAGUCCACUUGGUUCAUCUCGAAGAUCGUUCCGGUUUGAUCCGUGCUCGUCUCACUGGUUCCGGAAUGGCGAAAGGAAAGAUUUUAUUGUUUUUGGAUGCUCACGUUGAGGUGACUGACGGAUGGUUGGAACCACUUGUGACACGAGUGGCAGAAGACAGAAAACGAGUCGUCGCCCCGAUUAUUGAUGUGAUUUCUGAUGAUACUUUCGAAUAUGUGACUGCUUCUGAAACGACGUGGGGAGGAUUCAAUUGGCAUUUGAACUUCAGAUGGUACGCCGUUCCGAAGAGAGAGUUGAAUAGGAGAGGAGCUGAUAGAUCAAUGCCGAUUCAAACGCCAACGAUCGCCGGAGGUCUCUUCGCCAUCGACAAACAAUUCUUCUACGAUAUUGGAAGUUACGACGAAGGAAUGCAAGUUUGGGGUGGAGAGAAUCUCGAAAUAUCGUUCAGAGUUUGGAUGUGCGGAGGUUCUCUGGAGAUUCAUCCGUGCUCGCGUGUCGGUCACGUCUUCCGUAAACAGACACCGUACACAUUCCCCGGUGGAACUGCCAAAGUCAUUCAUCACAACGCAGCCCGAACGGCAGAAGUGUGGAUGGACGAAUACAAGGCAUUCUUCUAUAAAAUGGUGCCAGCCGCCCGUAAUGUCGAAGCGGGCGAUGUGACGGAACGAAAGAAAUUGAGAGAGACACUUCAGUGUAAAUCAUUCAAAUGGUACUUGGAGAAUAUCUAUCCGGAAGCCCCUCUCCCUGCGGAUUUCAAGUCAUUGGGAGCAAUUGUUAAUCGAUUUACGGAGAAGUGUAUUGAUACGAACGGAAAGAAGGAUGGACAGUCGCCUGGCCUUCAAGGAUGUCAUGGAUCCGGUGGUAAUCAGGCGUGGUCGUUGACUGGAAAAGGAGAAAUUCGAUCGGAUGACUUGUGUCUAUCGUCCGGCCAUGUCUAUCAAAUUGGAUCGGAGCUGAAAUUGGAGAGAUGCUCCGUGAGCAAGAUCAAUAUCAAACACGUUUUCGAGUUCGAUGAGACGGUCGGCUCACUUGUGCACAAGAAAACCGGUAAAUGUGUGACGGGAGCGGAUCAACGAGUGACUCUCGACGAGUGUGGUGUCGGAAGAAAAGAUCAAUUAUGGCAGUUGGAAGGAUAUCAGAAUUCUCAUUAG